UAAGGCGUAAUUAUAACUUGUAUAACACGAAGAAUUAAGAAUCAAAGGGCAAAUAUCUAAUAAUUUAACAUUGGAACUUAACAAUUUAACAACUUAACUACGAGAUGGCAUCAAACCAGCUGGCUACGAUCGUGGCUAAACCACUAUCGAUGAUGAAAGAACUAACUCCCUUCGUAUACAUCUAUGAACCCGAGUCUAUCGUUACGCGGCAAACUACCCGAUUGCGAGUCCCGAAGCUCAUCUUCGUUGCAUCGUGGAUGGACGCACAAGACUUACACAUUGCCAAGUAUAUCACGCGUUACCAGGCCAUUUAUCCCACCUCCAAGAUCAUACUGGCCAAGUUUGUCCUCAAGGAAUCUAUGUCUCGAUCCCUUACACAGGAAACUGUUGGGCCUGCUUUCACAUACCUUCGAUCCCAGCUCGAUUCGGAUUUCCUGUCGGUAUCCCCGACUGAGCCUGAGAUCCUAACGCACGUAUUUUCGAAUGGUGGCUCGACUACUAUACGAACAUUAUAUGAACUAUUCCAAUCUCAGACAGGGCGCCCCUUUCCGCUUCAUGCCGCGGUGUACGAUUCGUGUCCUGGGUUAUUUGCCUUUUCUCCUACUUAUAAUGUAAUGAUAAUCAACUUUCCAAAGGGCAUCCUCCGGUUGAUCGCGACCCCAUUCGUCAUUUCAUUUGUUACCUGCCUCUGGAUCUUGCACGCUCUUAGAUUUAUAACUGGCGAGAAUUUCCUUUCGGUAAAUUGGAGGGUUUUCAACGACUUGGACUUGGUUAAGCAGACGAAUCGGUCCUAUAUAUACGGCAAAGCUGAUCUCAUGGUCGACUGGAGGCAUGUAGAAAUGCAUGCGAAGCAAGCUGCAGCGAAGGGACUAGAGGUACGAACAGAAAUGUUCGAACGUAGUCCACACGUAUCGCAUAUGAGAUCAGAUGGCGAACGAUACUGGAGGAUUGUCACGGAAACAUGGGAAAGGGCUAUAACGAAGCAAUAACUGACGGGCAUGGGAGAACUAUUAACCUAGAAUAGUAAGAUACACCCCCCUAUUUACUACCCUCAUGUCAACGAUAUAGACACUUGAAUGUACCAUACUACUACCCGGAUUGGCCAAUAAUACGAUAAGUCCAUCAAUAGGCAGCAACUUUAUC
Daldinia vernicosa is the source of this 1143-nucleotide messenger RNA. RefSeq lists its product as uncharacterized. The transcript has 2 exons. The record is from RefSeq and is a predicted model, not a curated record. Lineage: Eukaryota; Fungi; Ascomycota; Sordariomycetes; Xylariales; Hypoxylaceae. Bases 105 to 989 code for a protein of 294 amino acids.